This is a messenger RNA of Meloidogyne enterolobii, 1068 nucleotides long. NCBI's taxonomy places the organism in Eukaryota, Metazoa, Nematoda, Chromadorea, Rhabditida, Meloidogynidae. The record is from the annotation of a GenBank genome assembly.
AUGAUUUGGGGAGGGAAUACAAUAGGUGAAGAAGAUGAGGACGAGGAAACUAUUCAAGACAACAACAACAAUAAUCACGAAUUAACAGCAUCUAAUCAAAUAUAUCCUGUUAAAAGUCCACCCAUUGGUUCCAGAUUUAUUGGAAAAGUUGCGAUUAUUACUGAAUCAAAUUGUGCAAUAGACAGGGCAACAGCUAUUUUAUUGGGAAAAGAAGGGGCAAAAGUAACAAUACAUGGAACUGUGGAGAAAGAAUUGAGGGAAACAAUAGUUAAAAUGGUUAGAGCAGGAAUUAGUCAAGAUAAUAUUCUUGUUGUUCAAGGAGUUAUUGAAAAUGAUCAGACCCUAAAAAACCUUGUAGACAAAACUUACAACAAAUUUGGCCGAAUUGAUAUAUUGGUGAACAGUGCUGGGGCAAUCGGCAGAACUCAAGGCAGUAAUUCUCCAGCUUCCUCCAUUUCCAACAAAUUAAAACACAAUAUAAAUAGGCAGAAUAGUGGAAGUGUUGAUAGUGACAGGGAAGAAAAUGAUUUAUUGGAAGAUGAUGGAAAGCCUAGUGCAAGUUUCAGAAAUUCACUUGCUAGUAGGCGUCGCUCUUCACAUUUUGAUUCACACUUUGACACACUUUUUAAUAUAAAUCUCAAAAGCAUUACAAAACUUACACGGUUAUGUGUUCCUUAUUUGGAGAAACAAAAGGGGGCAGUUGUUAAUGUUAGCAGUUUUGGUGGCCAACAACAAUUUUCUGACUAUGCUUAUUACAACACUUCAAGAGUUGCUCUAGAUAAUUAUUGCCGUUCAAUAGCCAUUAAAUAUGCUAAAAAGAAUGUUAGGGUAAACAAUGUUAGUCCAGGAUUUAUUACCAGCGAAUCUGCAGAUGAGGAAAGCACAGUUAAUAAGUUUUAUUUAAAUUGGAUAAAAGAACACGUCCCCAUGGCAAGGGGAGGCACGGCAGAAGAAAUUGCUAAAGUCAUCGCUUUUUUGGCUAGCGAUGAUGCUAGUUAUGUGACUGGGGCGACUAUUGUGGCUGAUGGAGCUGUUUCUAUAUUUUCGAAACCAGCCGAUUUCUUUUAA